AUGAAGAGACUCAACGCAUUAGGAACAUCAGCAUCGACCCCGUUAAUCCCACCAGCAUCACCUAGUAACAAUGGCCAUGGCAUUGAAAACCAGCUAACUCAAAGUCAAAAUCUACCGAUGAAUCAAGGAUCUGGAGUGCUUCAAGUAUCAGCAAUUCCUACGCCAGGUGUAGCCGUUCCUGCAACUUCUACAACAAAUAUUACUCCAGUAUCUGACGCGGAGAAGCUUCGCAAUGAUUUCAACUCGCAAGCAACUCGACUGUCUUACGGUUGCAGUGUGGCGUUGGAGUUAUUCAAUGGCCACCUCAUGAUGGUAGGCAGUCCGGAUGGUCAUGUUCGUGUGCAAUCGCUCGAGAAGCUACAGACGCCUCAAGCCAAAGGCUACAAGGAUCGAGCGAUUUUCACGCUGUUGGAUCUCGUAGACGUCCGAAGCGCAGGAUCGAUACGUUAUGGUGACUCGGUAUGGCUACAACUUAGUGUGGGUCCGGGUGAUGUUUCGUGGGAACAAGGUGGAGUUCUGGGAGCCAAAGUUCGUGAAGCACCUCAACUGAAAGCUCUUGGUCUACUGGACGAUGACUCUAUUCGCAACGACGUGCAAGCACCCGCUGCUGUGGGGUAUCCAGUCCCAGUCACAGCUUAUUUGCCAAAGAGUCGCGAUGAUGGCGACAUGCAAGUUGACGAGAUCCAAUCGCGAUUACGAAAUAAAACAGCAAAGAUGCUCGGCAAAUGGAUCAUUCGCUCAGCGGUGUGCCAGCGUCGUAAACAAAAAGACAACUUCGUCUACAACAACGAUGAAGUUUACCUCGAACAAGACUGGUUUUAUCUCGGUGCAGACUCUGAUGCAGGUGUAGCAGUUCUACGUCAACUACCACCUGCAGUCGUCGGGAAAGAUACGAAACCAGGAGAGUACGUUGUGGAGCGUCGAGGAGCCUGGAAACUCCGACUAUUGGACUCUAGUAGCGGCAGCGCAGGGCUCUCACUAGCUCAACAACAAAUGGAGCGUCUUCUGCUUCGAGCUAAAGCUCAACUUAAACAAUCGAAUCGAAUGCGAGCAGGCCAGACGAAAGUUUAUGGUCCAAAUCUACGAGGUGGCACUGGGUUUACAGCUCAACUUCGAGCUCAACGCGCGGUAUGA
Phytophthora infestans T30-4 is the source of this 1134-nucleotide messenger RNA. RefSeq lists its product as uncharacterized. The transcript is spliced from 4 exons. The record is from RefSeq and is a predicted model, not a curated record. Bases 1 to 1134 code for a protein of 377 amino acids. NCBI's taxonomy places the organism in Eukaryota, Oomycota, Peronosporomycetes, Peronosporales, Peronosporaceae.